Messenger RNA from Arabis nemorensis, 252 nucleotides. The record is from the annotation of a GenBank genome assembly. Lineage: Eukaryota; Viridiplantae; Streptophyta; Magnoliopsida; Brassicales; Brassicaceae.
AUGCAAACUCAGACAAAGCCUGUCUUAGUGAUGGUGGUGGUAAUAAUGGUGGUCAUGAGCUCUUUCACUGUGGAGGGAGGAGGGAGAGGGAUAUACAACAAAGAUCAGAGGCUUCACCACGUUCAAACGGACAAAUCCGUCAUUUCAUCAGCAAGAGCCGUAGACAAUCACCAUAACAUUCCAAGACAAAACUUUGACAAUUGGGGUGGUGGAAAUGGAGGAGAAGGUGGUGGAGACAACGGAACCGGUUAG